Messenger RNA from Vanessa tameamea, 1284 nucleotides. RefSeq names its product tryptophan--tRNA ligase, mitochondrial (gene TrpRS-m). The transcript has 6 exons. Bases 85 to 1284 code for a protein of 399 amino acids. Gene Ontology annotation, cellular component: mitochondrial matrix; mitochondrion. NCBI's taxonomy places the organism in Eukaryota, Metazoa, Arthropoda, Insecta, Lepidoptera, Nymphalidae. Gene Ontology annotation, biological process: mitochondrial tryptophanyl-tRNA aminoacylation. The record is from RefSeq and is a predicted model, not a curated record. Gene Ontology annotation, molecular function: tryptophan-tRNA ligase activity; ATP binding.
GUUAUAUAUAUGGAUUUUAAGAAUAAGAAUUGAAAGAUGUAUGAAAAAUAAUAUUUAAUUUGUACACUAAUAAUCAAAAAUAAAAUGGUUAUUUUUAAAAAGACAAUGGCACUCGCAAAAUACGGGUUUGUGUAUUGUAAAAGACGUUUAAAAUGGGAAUUUCGUGGUUUAUCUAAUAUAAGUUAUCAAGUUAAGGACCGUGAAGGAACUAAAAUAGAUACUAAGGAAAUAAUAAAUUCAGAAGUUUGGAACCGGCGAGUCGUUUCGGGAUUGCAGCCGACGGGAGCUUUACAUGUCGGAAAUUACUUCGGCGCUGUGCGUCGCUGUGUUCGUCUGCAGGAUCAAGGAGAUGACCUCAUGUUAUUCAUUGCUGAUCUUCAUGCGCACACGACUCCACAGGAUCCUGGUAAAGUUCAAGAAAACUCGCUAGAACUCACUGCACUCUUGCUGGCUAGUGGUGUGGAUCCUGAAAGAACUGUUCUAUUUGCACAGUCGGCUGUGCCUCGGCAUGCAGAGCUCUGUUGGCUGCUGGCAUGUCUUGCUACACAUGCUCGUCUUGCUCACUUACCACAGUUUAAAGAGAAAUCUGCUAAUAUGAAAGAAGUUCCAAUUGGCUUGUUGCUCUAUCCUGUUCUUCAGGCAGCAGAUGUGUUGGUUUAUCGUGGUACUCAUGUGCCUGUGGGGGCGGAUCAGGUACAGCAUCUACAGGUGGCCUCACAGCUUGUGCGUACCUUCCACCACCGUUUUGGGAAACUUUUCCCCACACCACGUCCCAUCCUUCCAGAUGAUGGAAGUGAUCGGGUCAGAAGUCUGCGUGAUCCAAUCAAGAAAAUGUCAAAAUCUGAUUCAGACCCAAAGUCUAGAAUAUUACUAAGUGAUUCUGAUGAAGUUAUUAAAUUAAAAAUAAGGAAAGCUGUCACAGACUUCACACCACAGGUAACAUUCGACCCCGAUACGCGACCGGGUGUCUCUAACCUCGUGACGCUGCAUUGCCUUGCCUCCGACAAGUUGAUCGAGGAGGCAGUGGAGGAGGCAGACGGUCUUACUACUGCCCAGUACAAGAGAGUGGUUGGUGACGCGCUGUGCGAGGCGUUGGCGCCGAUCCGGGAGCGCGCCCGGCAGUUGCGUGCGCGGCCUGACUUGUUACGUGACGUAUUGCGGCACGGCGCGGCACGAGCUCGCGUGCGCGCCGACGUUGUGUAUGCUGAUGUCGCCGACAGAUUAGGCCUGACAACCAUCGCUUCCGAACCUCGUGUUCACACUCACGCUUUACGCCUCGCGUGA